UAAAAAUGUAUAACUCACUUACCGUUAGCCUCGCGCCGUUGCCGCUCCUUGGCUGCCAAUUCCUCAUCCUCCGCCGCCGCAGCCGACGCGAGACGCUCUCGCUCGCUCCGAGUAGGCCGCAGCAGCGCCGUCGCCGCGCGGUCGAAGAGCGGCCCGACGAGGUGCGGCGCGUAGCAGUACGUCGUACAGUCGACGUCGUGGCCGCGCUGGCCGAGGUGGAGGUCCCCGCGGUCCUUGUAGAGGUCGAAGACCUCGACGACGGGCACGCCGCUCUUCGACUGCGCUCGGAUUUUGGCCUCGAGGGCCGCGUAGCCGCCGCCCGUGACGUUCGGCGCGCAGAGUGUCGGCGUCCCGACCGCGGCCCGCCUGAGCCCCGAGCCGUCGCCGGUCACGAAAUGCUGCGGGUACGUCUCGCGCCAGGCCAGCAGCACGCGCGCGGGGUCCGGCAGCGCGUUGCGCCACCGCGUGAUCGCGUCCAAGAAGCCCACGACGCUCGCGACGUAGGCGUCCUCGGGCUGGUCCGCGCCGGACCCGAGGCCGUCCAUGGACCCGUCGUUGAAGACGUGCGCGACGCGCGCGCCGGCCGUCGGCGCGAGCGCGUUCGCCGCGUCGAGCACCGCCGCGACGCCCCGGAACCGCGCGACGCCGAAGAGCCGCAUCGCGUGCACGCGCAGGCAUCGGCCAGUCCGCUGGCACGCCUUGAAGCUCUUGAACGGCAGCCGCUCGUGCGGCCGGAGCGCCGCCCACGUCGCGUUGCCGACUUUUUGCCGCAGGUCCGCCGCGAACGCGCCAGAAUCUUUCUCCUCGACCGCCCAGUGCGCGCGCAGCAGCUCGCAGAAGAGGUGGUGCGCGUCGGCCACGGAAGUUGCGUCGCCCCAGAUGUAGAGGUCGCCGACGCCGCGCGACGCAAGCCGCGCCGCGGCCUCGCCGGCCGAGCUGCUGCCGGCGUGGUUGUCGUGCGCGUGCCAGAACCUACGCUGCGAUUCCGUCGUCGUCUCGAGGCAGUGCGCGCGCGGCUGAUGGUGGAUGGCGCAGCGCCGCUUGUAGAGCUCGGUCUCCUCAUCCCCCGCCAUGCAGCCGUCCGCGGCGGCGAGCUGCGCCGCCCGCCGGAGCGUGACGCCCUCAUGCGCCAGCACGCAGCGCUCGCCCUUCGUGAAGUCGACCUGCACCGACGCGGGGACGAGCUCCGCCGCCGCCGUCGUGUGCGCCUGCAUCCAUUUAGCUGCCGGGUACUCGUUCUCCCGGAGCGGCCCGAAGCCGAUGCGCUUGGCGGCUCCCGCCGCGAAGAGCAGGGGCAGCCAUCGGUUGCGCAUCGUGCUGCCCCAGAGCUUCGACGCCUCGGAGGCUUGGCUGCCCCAGAGCUCGCGGGGCUCGGCUCGAGCGGA
Pelagomonas calceolata is the source of this 1385-nucleotide messenger RNA. Lineage: Eukaryota; Pelagophyceae; Pelagomonadales; Pelagomonadaceae. The record is from the annotation of a GenBank genome assembly.